UGCUUUAUUGCGUGCAGAAGUAGUACGAAGAGUAGUGGUAUAAACAUUUCAUUUGACAUUACAGCGUCUAGACGGUCUAGACUGGCUGUGGGGCCCACCCAACCCCUAUAUUCUACGUACCCGACCCUCCUUAGACAAAGGUGCUGAAGAUGACCACCUCCAUCUACGUCCAUCUAGUGCCGAGGUCGAGAAUGAUGGAGCUGUACGUCCAUUCUCUGAGACAUAUUCGUGGUGUGUAAAAAGGAGUGUGAACACCAAUGUGAUGAAUGCCGUGAUUUCGCUGUGUCACUUCUGUGAGCUUCAUGGCCCCAGUGUUCUGUUCGUGACACAAGCGUUUCAUGAGCCUGAUGGCCCAGAAACAGAAAGAGAGAUUGAACAACCCAAGUUCUGUUAUGGUAAUGCAGUGGGAAGGUGCAGAACAAUAUCAAACAACAUGCCAGUGUCUUGUGAGGCCUGCCAAUCAUUGGACCCUAAACAGAAGUUCUUAUGCAAUGAUCAUGAGGGACGAAUCAGUUACUUGAGCACACAACAAGCUACUCAGCCUGAUGUGGCAGCUCUUGUUCGCCAGGCCUGCAUCCGCAGCCUGAGUUGUGAGGUGAGUCCUGGAAAGGAGGGUCCUGUCUUCUUUGGGGACGAAGUUCGAGGUCAUGUGUUGAGUUAUACAUUUUUUCUGAAAGAUGCACAAGCUCGAGGAUUUCAUCGCUGGUUCAGCAUUACUGUUCUCAUGAGAGACAAGUUUUUUCUGCUUAACUCAUGGCCUUUCCUUGUGGAUAAUAUCAUGACUCUUGUCUCUGCACUUCAGGCAAAAGCUGCAAAAUCUGGUAUUUAUGUUCCUAAGGUAUAUGAAUGUGAGCAAGCAGAAUGCCCACAACGUGCAUUAAGGCUUAUAGUAGCACAUGGCAAUUCUGACAGCAAACAUCAGCAGCAGCGUACAUCACGAUCUCUAGCUGAAUUGACCGCUGAUAAGGAAGUGUUUUCUUGGCUUCAUCUUAGGUUCACAUGGUUGUUGAAGGCUGGAGCUGAUCGACUGGUGGAGAAGAUAGUAGAAGGUUUACCAACACCAGAGCUUUACAAUCACCAAGAGACAGAGGAAGGCUUUACCCUUGUGACAACAGCAAAGCAGGUUCAUUCUCCAGUACUGGAGCUUGAAGCGAGUGCAUCACAUGAUGCUAGUCCAAUUUCUCCAGUUGUUCAUAACAUACGCCAUCUUCACCAGAUUUUGGGUCCAACACCAUUCCUUUCACUGGCAUAUAGCCUUAUGGUUGGGAGGCAGUUAAUAUUACGUGGCAAACCUGCAGGGCUUAUAGCCAGUAUAGCUAAUUGUCUUAAUGUAUUGGUACCACGAUCAUGUUACCAAGCAGUGCUGAACUCAGAUCAGUAUUUGGAUGUGAGUCACUGCAACAUACUGAGUGUGGAGCCACAGGUUGCUGUUCCGCAGCCCAGUCCAGACAUCCUACGCCUUGAUGUUCUGCAGCCAUGUGACCAUGCUGAGCAGAGUGAUGUAAACAAGUACACCUAUAAAAUAACAUGGGGUGACAAGCUUCCCAAGAAAUGUCCAACUGUGCUACUUGCAAUGGAGAAGGCUAUUGAGAAUACAAAACUGAAUGACAGUGCCAUGCACUACCACUUCAUAGCUCUCAAACAAGAAUGGCUUGGCAUAGCAAAAGUGGUGCACCGUGUGCAGCAGUGGAAUGGAGGACAACCGCAGGAUGUGACUGCAUUGUUGCAAGCCAUGGGAGCUCAAGAACAAGAUCAAGGUUUACUGGAAUUCUGGGGAGCUAGUGCUACGUACAAAGAGCAUUAGAUGUGGCAUCUUAGUGCUAGUGAUGCUGUAUAGAAGAAUAACACAGUCUGAAGCAAAAUGAAACUGAAAAGAACAUAUAAAAUUUGAGGUUUUCGUGGCGGCGAAGAUUCAUUUUGUACUCUUCUCUGUUUUGACACUGUGCUGCUGUGUGAUAAGUGAAUACCAACUGUUGUACCCUGUCCCAUAGAAUUGUGGCUGGGGACCCUGAGUUCAGGACGACACUUGUACGUAGUUUGACAAAAAUGCUGUUUCCUGGUUGCAUGAGUUGUGAGUAAGGCGCCAUUAAAAGAGCAAAUAGUCAGGCUAAAUA
Molecule: messenger RNA, 2114 nt
Organism: Cryptotermes secundus
Lineage: Eukaryota; Metazoa; Arthropoda; Insecta; Blattodea; Kalotermitidae
Gene: BHD
Product: folliculin
Exons: 11
Coding region: 263-1804 (513 amino acids)
Biological process (GO): positive regulation of TORC1 signaling; positive regulation of GTPase activity; positive regulation of transforming growth factor beta receptor signaling pathway
Cellular component (GO): cytosol
Molecular function (GO): GTPase activator activity
Source: RefSeq, a predicted model, not a curated record